AUCCCUAACGAUGACAUUCGCAAUAGAAUGCAUACGCGAGAUAUGCAGAGAUAUAGACGCACUUCAUUCAGAGCAAUCCCUGAUUGAUAUCUGUAACACGAUAAAGAUUGAGGAGAAAAUAGAGAAGUUGGAUGGUCAGCCAGAUGUUAUCAGCUCACAGGAGAUCACAUUAAGUGCCAUAGAGGAUCUACUUUUUGCGUUUAAGAAACUUUCUGCUGCGUAUGACGACGACCUUCUAGAUUUGGAUAGCGAUGCGCAGAUUAGAAUGAUAAAUUUACUAUGUAGAGCAGCAUCUAUAUCCAUGAGAGCGACAUGCAAGCUCAACGUUGAUCCGCUAUCUUUCUUCUCAACGGCGUCAUCACUCACAACGACGGCUUAUCUACUAGGUGGCAGCGAUAGUAGCAGGCAAACAGUCAACGCAUUAGCAUUACAAUCACUCGACCUUCAGAAAACUCAUGCCAUAGUAGAAGGAAUGGUAGGACAUGAUAUGGCUCUCCUCAGACCCAUCGAAGUAUCUAAGGUGCUCCUGGAUUAUGCUAAGGAACUAAAGCAGGACCAAUACCACAGCUUUGUUAUUUCUAUUUCGCAGCACACACCCACAAUUGUCAACCUCCUCGCUUUAGCAAAUCAUUCAAUAAUUGGACAAGAUUUGACAGCAUUCCUAAUCGACAUUGAUCAUUUGCACAUAGUGAAUGAUUGGGCAGCUGAGGCGAAAAUGCAAAUCCAAAGUACAGCAAAGACAGUCGGUGCUGAAAGGCUAAAUCACCUCAUUAAGGCUAGCAUCCUCAAUCAGUUCUUUGUUGAGCACACAGGUACAACGUUGGAAGCUGAAAAAGCGACUCUACCCGCGAAGUCGUCUGAGUUACCAGUCAUCGAUGCUCCUGACUGGUUUAAAGAGCAAUCAGCCAAGUUUGCCUCAACGCAGAAGGUCUACUCAAGCAAUGAAUUCAGGACACUUAGGAUGGCGGCACAGGGUAUACGGGCUCCUAGCAAACAUGUCGACUCAUUUGAAUAGAUGUUUAAUAGAGAUAAGGUAGCGUGUAUACAGGAUUUACAUUCAAUAAUACAAAAAGGUAAUUAGAGUUAAAUAUUUUUAUAUCGCGAAGAGUAAAUUGGAGGUAUAGAAGUAUACAAGACUCGUUUGAGCCUUUUUUAUAUGAUACCCGAGAUGUUAGUGUACGAUUCUCUAUCACGUUGUAACUUCAGCAAAACUAUGAUAGAAAUGAACAUAAAUGAAAGGCUCUCGUUGCUCAAAUGUGGUGCAAACAAUCUGAGAACGCCAUGUUUUGUAAAUGAACGAGUGUUUAGUUCGAAAGAAGCCAAGGCAAGUUUGCUCCUGUCAUCUAUGAUUGUGAUAGUUUUAUUGUCAAUUACUGGCCUACAUGGUGUGCCAUCUACUAGGGUGAACGAUGACUUUCUAUCGACGAUGAUCACCGGGCAGUCUUUUAUGAUUAGUGUGGUAUAAUAUGCUUUCUUCUUUUCUGCAUGCCUCGCAGUAGCGAUACACUUCUUCUCGUCAUUAUACAAAUCGACCUUAUUACCCUGGAAUAUCACAUUCAUUACCGGUUCAUCAUGUUUCUUUAUUUUGCUCAGACUCGUUCCGUUAUAAAUCUUGAAAUUGUCUUCCCCUGACCUCUGGAAAACGAAUGCACCCGAAGGGUUUACAGACGAAGUACCACUGCCUGUGCUCGACGAGCUCAUAGACGAUAAAAACGACGUGGUCAUGGC
Wallemia mellicola CBS 633.66 is the source of this 1728-nucleotide messenger RNA. RefSeq lists its product as hypothetical. The record is from RefSeq and is a predicted model, not a curated record. The coding region runs from base 11 to 1015 and encodes 334 amino acids. The transcript is spliced from 2 exons. NCBI's taxonomy places the organism in Eukaryota, Fungi, Basidiomycota, Wallemiomycetes, Wallemiales, Wallemiaceae.